This is a messenger RNA of Pocillopora verrucosa, 1540 nucleotides long. NCBI's taxonomy places the organism in Eukaryota, Metazoa, Cnidaria, Anthozoa, Scleractinia, Pocilloporidae. The record is from RefSeq and is a predicted model, not a curated record.
AACAGAUGGAAUAUCUGAACGGCCGAGAAACAACGGAUCCUGAAUUAUAUAUGGUCGUUUGAGGCCGGUUUGCAAAAGAUUGCGUGAAGCGUUAACAAUCUGCAGAUUUCAAGAGAAAUAGACUGCACAAACGUGGAGAGGCAGCAACGGUACUGACCGAACAGUGAGGAACCCAAGAUAUCCGUAAAAAGAAAGUUAAAGCCGCUGGACAGAAAGAUUACCGGGGAUAAGAUAACAUGGCUUCUAGGGACUUAAAAAUUGCUGCAGCAGUGGUGUUUUGUUUUGCGGUGUACACUCUAUUUUGGACCAACCUAAAAGAUUGCAAGUUCUCUCGAGUUCCACAGCUGACUAAUCUUCUAGAUGCAAGACAGUACGACAGUGUCAAAAUUUUCUUACUUUUUAUUGGUUACAACAGAAGUAGACACACCCUGUUAGCUUCUCUGUUAGAUGCUCAUCCAAACAUUAUCGUUGCCAACGACUACAACAUCUUGGGCGAAUGGAUAAAAAACCCUCUGUUGUCUCAGAGAUCAAAAUAUUACAUGUACGAGCUACUUUAUGCAAAAUCUCGUUAUGACGUCAUGUUUGGAGUGCGCUCGCGAUUGGUGGGUGACAGACCAAAACAAUAUCACUAUAACAUCAAGGACCAAUGGCAAGGCAGAUACAAACAUAGCUUACAGGUUGUUGGUGAUAAGAAAGCUGCUCGAGCAUCCAAAAUUGCGCGAGGACCCGAGGGAAUAAAGGCGUUGAGAGACCUCGAGAAAAAACUCGGUGUACAACUAAAGUUCAUUCACGUUGUGAGAAAUCCAUUUGAUAACAUCGCAACUAUGACUCUACGAAGAGCACAAGAGAGAAAAAAGGGACAAGUUAACCUUAAGGUGAACCUCUCAAAUGUACUUGAUGGAAGUAUAAAAAGUUACGGUGAACUCGCUCGAGGAAGUCUUGAAGUCAAGAAAAACUUUCCAGGCCGCGUACUUGACGUAGCAAGCAUUGAUGUGAUGACGUACACUACAGAAAAUUUACGGAAUAUUUGCAACUUCUUAGAAAUCACGUGCACAGAGAAGUACCUGCAAGACUGCGCUGCCAUUGUCGACCCAGUCCCCUCCACCACGCGAAAAAAUGUCGAGUGGAACACUGACCAAAUAAACCGAGUUCGGAGAUUGAUUUCACAAUAUCCAUUCCUUAGACGAUAUUCAUUUUACGAUUGAAUGACACCGAGAACCACUGUACAAAUUGGAUAUGUUUAUGGAUAGAAAUAGAAUAAUUAAAAAAUGUUAGGUAAUAAGCGGGCUAUAAAGGGAAGCAACCUGACUAAAACGUCCCUUAUCUUUUGACUUCUGUAGUGUAAAAUAUACUUAAUGUAAUUAUAUGAUUAAAAUUUUAUAACUCCAAUGACACUUACAUACAUAUGCACGCAACCGUUUCAUAUUGUCCUUCAGUUGCAUUUUGAAAUGAUAUAAUGGUUUCUGGUUCGCCUUAAGCGGCUGCAAUAUGACUGUUACGCUAGCUCUUGCCCUCACUCGAAUCCAUUGUAUCAUAUAUG